AUGCUGCGAUGUGGUACCGAAGACUACACAUUGGCCAAAAGGCCAAAAGGACUAACAAACCUAAUAAUCAUUUCUACGACAAAUCCUCAUUACAAAGAACGAUGUUCACUUAUUUGCCCCGCAUCACAGCAAAGUAUAGAAGUAUCCGGAGAACUCAAAACCAUUGAAGAUACUUUUGGGAAAGCUUGGGAUCAUUCUUCAAUCUGGUCAAAACCUGCUUCUUCAGUUCCAGUGCUCGAUAUUAUCGCAGAAUUACCGCAAUGGUUAAUGGGGCAGGUAAAUUCAUUUAUCAAGUCUAUAUUCCUAAAUCCUUGGGUUAUCAUUUUAUUGGUAACAGCCCUUGGUUUUUUCUACAUUUUCUUUCUACGAACUACAACCACCAUCAUUACUCCAAUGACUGCGUAUCGAAGACGGACAAACAAGAUUUCUACAAAAACUGUUUAAGCGACUUAUUGUAGUUUGUUUAUCCUUUAUUUUAUUCUAUAUUUGUAUUUUAUUUUGUACAGUAUGAAGAGUUCAAAGCUAAAUUUUAAUGACUCCUUUUCCCACCAAUAAAAAUGUUAAUCAGAAGACCUUUCAAAUAACCAAUAAAAGACGACAAAUUCGACACUUCAACACUUAAUUAUCUUCAAAAUUAAAAAGAUAUGUAAAACUGAACGCCAAAAUCCAGGACAUAUUGCAUUCUUAUGAUAAUAAAGAAGAUACUCCGCCCCAAAUCUAUCCAAAAAGCAUACUACAAAUACUUCGGCAUCGAUCAAGCCUCACCAGCCAACUAUCACCAACCCCACCAUCAGCAUGUCAGCCGUCGCCGGAAACCACCAAGUCAAUGGAAAGCCCGAAGAUAUCCAGAAAAAGUGCCUCUUCUGCUCCAGCCGUCAACAUCACUCAUGGGAGUGUUUCCGGUACGAAACCCCAUAUCAGAAGUUUAGCAGGGUCCAGAUUCUCGGACUCUGCUUCAGACCACAUUUGGCAAGAGAUUGCCCAAAACCACACCAAAUGUCAGAGAUGCCCGACCCGGGCCCACCAUAUCCUCCUCUGUCCGCGUCUAACGGAGGAUGAGCAGGCCAGUCUACGAGAAACCUUCAACAGACUUCUCCAAGAACGCUACCAUUAA
Bursaphelenchus xylophilus (pine wood nematode) is the source of this 1114-nucleotide messenger RNA. NCBI's taxonomy places the organism in Eukaryota, Metazoa, Nematoda, Chromadorea, Rhabditida, Aphelenchoididae. The record is from the annotation of a GenBank genome assembly.